AUGUCUGCUUUUGUGAAGAAGAUACCUCGGAACAUUCUUAUUUUUGGGGCAGCUGCUCAUAUCGGCCGGCCUCUCGCGCAAUACCUCACCGACAAUGCACCUUCGAUUCAACUCCACCUCGCGACAAGCAACCCCGGGAAACGGGAACAACUUCACAGCUCUUUCCCCCGAGCCUGUGUCGUCCAGGCUGAUUACAACGACGUGUCUUCUCUGGCCGCCGCUCUUCAAGGCAUCGAGGGCGUCUUCGUAAUCACCCCGGCUGGCAUUCCGGAAGCGCCAGCAAUGACCAAUCUUGUGACUGCCUUGAAGGCGGCGAACAGUGUGGUCCACAUUAUCCGAGUCAUGGGUGUGUUCUCAGAGUUUAACCCUACUCGCAUUCCCAAGACUCUUGGUCUAGGGAACCUGCCUUUCGAGCAUCCUGCCGCGAAGCGCAUUCUCGACGAGAGCGGGCUUCCGGUUACAUCCAUCAACUCCGGUGCUUCUUUUAUCGACAAUCUUUGGUUACAAAUUGGACCCGUCAAGGAGAAGAAGACCUUGAUCUGGCCAGAACAUCGGGUCCCAUUUAUAGACCCGCGCGACAUUGCUGAAGUUGCAGCGAGACUAUUCCUCUCGGAUAACGCCAAGCACAUUGGCGCUUUCCAUACUAUGAACAAUGGCCAAGAUUGGUUGACCUUUGAGGAGCUUUCCGGCAUCCUGAGUGAGGUGCUGGGGGAGCCUAUCGCAUAUGAUGGAAGUUACGAAGCGUUUUCUGGGUAUUACGGGCCGAAACUAGGGCCAAAGGUGGAUGUGCUCUGGGCAUUCUUCAAAUUUGAAGAAGCCAACGAGGUCAACUGGGCUCUCAACAACUUUGUCGAGAGAACUCUUGGUCGAAAGCCCGUGAGCGUCAGAGACUGGUUGUUGGAACACAAGGACGCUCUCCUGAAAGAAACCAAGCGUCCUGGUUGGGCCGACCGUGACAUUGUGCCGACGUAA
Molecule: messenger RNA, 972 nt
Organism: Fusarium falciforme
Lineage: Eukaryota; Fungi; Ascomycota; Sordariomycetes; Hypocreales; Nectriaceae
Product: NmrA family protein
Exons: 1
Coding region: 1-972 (323 amino acids)
Source: RefSeq, a predicted model, not a curated record